Mercenaria mercenaria is the source of this 3831-nucleotide messenger RNA. Its product is annotated as nucleolar complex protein 2 homolog. The coding region runs from base 473 to 3466 and encodes 997 amino acids. Gene Ontology annotation, molecular function: histone binding; transcription corepressor activity. The transcript has 20 exons. NCBI's taxonomy places the organism in Eukaryota, Metazoa, Mollusca, Bivalvia, Venerida, Veneridae. The record is from RefSeq and is a predicted model, not a curated record. Gene Ontology annotation, cellular component: Noc2p-Noc3p complex; nucleolus; Noc1p-Noc2p complex. Gene Ontology annotation, biological process: negative regulation of transcription by RNA polymerase II; ribosomal large subunit biogenesis.
CUUCCCUUGACCCGUUACCAUGUUUAGUUUUAACUUAUAUCUCGCGAGAUCUAUCACCGCACAUGUGUAAACUGUGGAAAAACUUUUUACUUCCAUUUUAAUUUUUUUCUUAGAAGAAGAUGAUGAAUUAUGCAGAGAAAACAUAAAUUAUUAGCAUAAUUUCAUUUUGAAUCAACUAAAACUUACUUUUUAUUCCCAUCCUCCAAAGAUUCAUCGAAGAUUCUUUGUAAUAAAAGCUUAUUUUUCAGGAUAAAAUUUACGUCUGCUUUGUUUACAUUUCCUCAAUGAAAGUCACGUGAUGUGACAAAUAACUUGGUGUGACGUCACAAGGGCAUUCCAAAAUGGCCGAUAUCUAACUGACAUGUGCUGUUUUUCUGUUAGUUUCUUUUUAUAACUUGGAAAACUAUUCUGAAAAUAUUGCAUGGAUUGAAAGGAAUAGGAACAUUUAUUAAGGAAACUUGAAAAUCUAAGUAUGGAUGAAUUUAUGAGUGGGGGCUUUGAAUCGAGUAGCAGUGAAUCAGACAAACUCUCAAAGAAGGCACUGUCAAAGUCAGCCAGAAGAAGGCAAAAGAAAAAUGCCAAGAAAAUUGCAGAGAAUACAGGCAAAGAAAAGCCAAAAGGUGUGAUAUCUAAACAUAAAAUGUCCCUAGAAAAGUUGAAGGACCAGGAUCCGGAAUUUUUUGAGUUCUUGAAAGAUGAAGAUGAAUCUCUGCUGAAGUUUGAUGAUAUUUCUGGCUCUGAUGUUUCUGACACAAGUGAUGAUGAUGAUACCAGUAAGUCUGAUGAACCAGUUAUCAACAGUGAAGGUGAGGAUGAUGAAGAUGAUGAUGAGGAAGACUUUCCUAUGUCAUCGGAUGAGGAAAUUUCACCAGCAAAAAUUACCAAAUUUCUAGAAAAGAAAAAUAAGAAGGAAAUUGAAGAACUUAAAAAGAAAGCAAUGGAAAGUGCUGUCCCGAAACAAAAACAGAAAAAUGUGAAAAGUUUUUCAGACAGUGAUGAUAAAAAUUUGACUAAACUUAAGGAAAAAACAAAAAAGAUAUUAGAUAUUGGUAAUGAAAUGGAAGAGAAAAGUAAAGUUGAAAAAGACUUGAAGCAAAAGAAGUCUGAAAAAACAAAGCCUUCCAUAAAAACUGACAAGAAAUUGAAAGAUUUGAAAAAGAAAACAGCCAAAGAAAGCAGUAGUGAAGACAGUGAUGAUGAGAGUGAUGAAAAAGAUGAUGAUGAUAUUGAUGAAGAUAUGGAUGUCAGUGAUGAGGAAGAUAGUGCUGAAGACAAUAUUGAUGAUGAAUUUGACAUGGAAGCUUCUGAUGACUCAGAUGAAGAGGGAUUACAUAAACCUCCAGCUGAGUUAGAGGUAAUGAGUGACAGUGAUGAUGAUGAUGAUGAUGGAGUUGAUGAUGUUAAGGCAGAAAAGAAAUCUGGAGGAAAAAUAUCUGUCACUAUGGCAAUGAUCAAAGAAUGGACACACAGAUUCAAGGAUAAGCCGUCUUUUGCAUUAAUCCAUGAAGCAGUUUAUGCAUUCAAAGCAGCAGUUCAGCACACAGCAGUGAAUGCAGUGUCCACAAAGUACAAGGUUGAAGGCAGUAAAGUAUAUAAUGCUGUGGUAAGGAUGUGCCUUAUAGAGCUGCCAGGUGCCUUACAGUCUCACCUUGACCUUCCCAAAACUACUGACCUUCAGAAACCUGUACUGCCUAACAGUAAAAACCAGCGCUGGAAGAAAGUGCGGCUUGAUGUGAAGUCAUACCUAGCGGAUGUUUUGAAGUUGAUGAGUGAUUUGUCGGAAGCAAAUAUGGUGAAUGUUCUGCUGAAGCAUGUACACAAACUGGUUGCUUAUUACGCAACCUUCCCAAAACUCACCAAAACUGUGUUAAAAAAAUGUGUAGCCAUAUGGAGCUCAGGAGAAGAGACAUCAAGAGUUUUGGCUUUUCUGUGCAUCAACAGAUUGAUACGAAUCCAUCAAGACCUGUACCUGGAAAACUCUAUAAAGCAAAUGUACAUGGCUUAUGUGAGGAACUGCAAGUUUACUUCACCAAAUACGUUACCAAUGAUUAACUUUAUGCAAAGGUCAUUUGUGGAAAUACUGGCGUUAGACUUCAGUUUGGCCUACCAGUACGCAUUCAUUUACAUCAGACAGUUGGCAAUACAUCUUAGGAAUGCAAUUACUACAAAGAAAAAGGAGUCGUGUCAAGCUGUGUACAACUGGCAGUUUGUCCAUUGUAUUGGACUGUGGAGCCGGGUGUUGAGUGCAACACAUCCGAAUGAAGUCCUGGAGCCAUUGAUAUAUCCGCUUGUACAGACUAUAAUUGGAACAAUUAAACUUAUACCAACCCCACGUUACUAUCCGCUACGUUUUCACUGUGUUAGAGCAUUAACGCUGAUUUCAAGAUCAACUAAAACUUUUAUUCCCGUUUUGCCGUUUUUAGUAGAGGAAAUACAGAACCCCCGUCGUUGGAAAAACCUUUAUUUCCUCACAGUCUUCGAGCUGACCGAUUUCAACAAGAAACACAAGUCCUUGAGCUUCAAGCCGGUCAACUUUGCCUGUAUUCUCAAAUUUACCAAACCACAACUGCAGGAAAAAUCGUUUAAGGAUGGUGUUAUCGACCAGCUGUAUGAACUGCUCCUGGAACACUUCCAUGCGUACGCACACACGAUCAGUUUCCCAGAACUGGUCUUGCCAGCCCUUCUCCAGAUGAAAGAGUUCCUGAAGAAGUGCAAGGUGGGAAAUUUUACGAAACAGAUAAAACAGAUCGUGGACAAGGUAGAGGAGAACAGUAAAUUUAUAACAGCUCGACGCCGUACAGCCAGUAUCAGCUUAGCGGACAGAAAUGCAAUUGAUCGCUGGGAGAGCAGCUGCUUGGAAGCCAAGACUCCGUUGGGCAAGUUCUACACAACAUGGCGUAAACUGCGAGACCGUGAACUUAUGCAUCGUAUAGCAGCCGAAGAUGAGGUUGUAACUACAGAGCUGCCGGAAGUGAAACGACCGCAGAAAGGACUACAGAAAGCCACCGACUCAGAAAAGAAAGAGUUCUCCGCAUUGUUUGAUAGUGACAGUGAUGACAAUGAGAUGGAUUUAACAGAAAGUUUCCUGCCACCCGACGAAAAGAAGGCACUUCAGAAGGAGAAGAAUAAGAAAGAAAAAUCUAAAGCAGGAAAAGAUAAAAGUAAAGCGGCAGAAGAUUACAGCAAUGAUGACGAAGACAGUGAUGAUAAUUACGAUGAUUUUGACAGUGAUGAACUUGAACAGCUGGCAGGUUCAGGCUCCGACGACGAUGAUGUGGAGUAUGAUGAUGGAAAACAAAAUACUGGUGAUGACAAUGAUGAUAAAGAUAGCGAUGAUGGUGGUGAAGAAGAAGAAGAAGAGAUGAUGAUGAUAUACCGGAAGGAGAAGAUAUUGUUAAGGAAUUUACCAUGUCCUCUGAUGAAGAUGAUGAUUAAAGAACGAGCUUUAAACGACUUUAUAGUCUAAUGAUAGAUAUUGCAUGCCAUCUUUGACAGUUUGUUCAUAGAAAUCAUGUCCUUUACACCAUCAAAUGCGGGGGAAGUGACAGUUCGUUGCAACAUAUAAGAAGAGCGACCAGGAGCUCUGUUGGACAACUGAAUGCCAUUUAUAACAUGAUACUGUUGAAAACACUGAAAAGCCCUGUUCCGUAUAUUAAACAAAACGAAAUUGUAUAAAUAUGGUCUUUUUAUGAAGACAUACAUGAAAUAAACGUUCAAAGUAGAAAUUCCUUGAUAUAAAUAAAUUCUUUGUUACAUUGUUAAGAGCAAAAGAGUUGAAUGAACUGCACUGUAGUCAAAUAUUUGGGACAAAUAAAUGAAAUGUAAAGAUCA